Molecule: messenger RNA, 75 nt
Organism: Prunus armeniaca (apricot)
Lineage: Eukaryota; Viridiplantae; Streptophyta; Magnoliopsida; Rosales; Rosaceae
Source: the annotation of a GenBank genome assembly
AUGCACGAAGACAGGAAUGGCAGGAACACUACAACACAACACACACACCCAGGAGGGCACACACGGCACAGGUAG